Messenger RNA from Hypanus sabinus (Atlantic stingray), 11437 nucleotides. It is a transcript of the gene igsf5b, whose product is annotated as immunoglobulin superfamily, member 5b. Bases 401 to 1552 code for a protein of 383 amino acids. Gene Ontology annotation, biological process: cell-cell adhesion. The record is from RefSeq and is a predicted model, not a curated record. The transcript has 9 exons. Lineage: Eukaryota; Metazoa; Chordata; Chondrichthyes; Myliobatiformes; Dasyatidae.
GCCUUAUAUCAAAUCAUAAUAAGAUUCAGUUUUUAUACGUCAUCAGAGAAGCCUGCAAACCUAAAGCUCUACUGGUAUGGAGUCUUGUUUGAUUCCUUCUGUAUGAUAUUUGUUUUUAGGUGACAUUACCUUUGUUUAUUCUGCAGGCUUCCUAGUCGGGUAGCUGAAAGCUGCUGUUGCUUUUACUUGCAAAGGUUUUCUUUGGAAAACACAGGGCUUCCACUCAAGGUGUAUGGUUGAUCAUUCCUCAGUGCAAAGUCGGAAGGGCACUGGAAAACUCUCGAAUGUGUUGGUGGAAUUUCUUACCCACGCUUCGUUGCAAAUUGAGGAAAAGAACAUUUUCAAGCUUAGCAAGACUGUUGAACAGGCAUCACAUUUAACGUAAAAUCCCUGGUACACCAUGGUGGCGAUUACAACACAUCUAGCACUGUUUAGCUUCUCAUUAGGUGUGUGUUUAUCUACUCAAAUCAUAGCAGGUCCAAAAAAUGUCUAUGCUUUGCUUCAUGCUGAUGCUGCGUUCAACUGCACAGUUUCAGAACCGUGGAGUGUUAUCAUCUGGUUAAUGGGCUCGAUACCCAUCCUUACUGUUGUAAAAGAAGGACCAAUUAUAACAGAUCCUCAAUUUGGGCAACGGAAUUAUUCAACUAACACUGCUUUUACUUCAGAACUUAUCAUCUCAUCAGUGAGCAUGGAAGAAAACAUGACCGUGAGCUGCAGCAUCCAAACUGACGGACAAAAAGAGGCAUUUUUGUUUGUACAGGUUGAUGGAACAGUAUAUUUUGAGAAGCUGAUUUCAUCUGUUGUGGUAAACCAUGCCUCGGAUAUCGUCUGUAAGGCAGAGGGCUGGAAUCCUGCACCGAUCAUUGAGUGGAAAAAUAAUGGAACAGUGGUUGAUUCGCAAAUGUACAGCACCACCAUCCAACAGUCUUCAAAAAAUCUCUACAAUGCCAUCAGCAUUUUAAAUCUCACCCUUAGCGCUAAUGCCAAGAUCAUCUGUCAGGCUGACAUCAAAGCUCUUCCUCAGCCUAAAUCUGCUGAACUAUCCAUCACUGUGAAACCAGCUUUGACUUCUACAGCUGGCACGGAUCAGACCUGGCUAAUUGUUGCCAUUGUGGUGCCAAUCGUUGUGGCCAUCCUGCUGAUCAUACUCAUCAUUGUGAUUAUUUUCUGCAUAAAACGAAGAAAGCAAGAUGAAACAAGCUACCAGAGUGAGUUAAGGAAAAUAUCAAUGAAGAAACCCCUCGAGGUGACUGCAGAUGGAGUGGAAAACAUGGGAAUGUCAAGUGAAAGUGUAAAUGAUUUGCAGUAUCCUUCAGGUUUGGCUUCACCCUACUGGAUUGAUACAUGUUCUGGAGAAAAGAGCAACAAUAUCUUGGAGCUUAUACCUCUGGAUAGUACUGCAAUAACCACUGUGCUACAGGACCCAGUGAGUAUUGGACUAUUCCUUCUGCACCAAAGAGUGAAAGUCUUAACACAUAGAUUGAUUAAAUAUCCUCACAAACAACAGAGACAAAAGCAAAGAGACAAGAACAGCAUAGUGAGUAGGUUAUAACAAAGAGAACUGAAUUAGAGAUGGGAAUUUGAAUGCAACUAUGGCUGGCAGAGAACUUCAAUCCAAAUAACCAAAUUAAGUUGAUACAGAAGGAAAGGAAACCAUGAAUAUCAACUUCUGGUAGUUUUUCCCAUUCCAGCUUCCCACUUCUCUUCAUCUGCUCAUCAUGUCUUUCUGGUGCCCCUGCUCUUUCCCUUUCUCCCACCGUCCACUCACGUCUCCAAACAGAUUACAACCUCUUCCACGUAUUGACUGUCAACUUCUCCCUUCAUUCCCCCUCUGCUUUCACCUGUUGGCUUGUAUUCCUUCCCCUCCCAUUACCUUCUUGUUCAGGCUUCUUCCCCCUUCCUUUCCAGAGCUGAAGAAGGGUCUCAGACCCAAAUGUUGACUUUUCAUUCCUUUCCCUAGAUGCUUCCUGGCCUGCUGAUUUCCUCCAUCAUUUUUGUGUUUUCUGCUCUGGAUUUCCACCAUCUUCAGAAUCUCUUGUCUUUAUGAAGUUCAUGGUCUGUUGGAGGACUAUGCAUUUCAGGGAAAGAGAAUAUCUUUUCUAGUAUAGGAUUUGCAUGACUCCAUCCACAAAUGUGAUUAACAUUUAACUCCCUCCUCAGGUUAGGAACUAUUAGGGAUGGAUGAGAAGUGACAGCUUUGCCAUAGUAGUUGCACUUUACAAAGGACAAAAGCCGCAGGAUCACAGGGAUGGAGUAACUGACCUGCAAGAUUUUCACAAUAAUGGUACAUUGUUAUAUCUUCUCUGAGGAUCAUCACCUUGUCAUGGUGGAGAGAUUUGUGAGUUCCUGACAUCCUGAGAGUGAUGCUGUCUCCAGAUAGGGUCACCCAUGGUAGUAAGGUCAAGGGGAAUGUUCAAGACGAAGAGCUGUCUGACCAAGACCUCAAUGGUGAAGCUGGCAAAAGAUGCUGACACAUCACAAUGGCACUGAAGUUGGAGGAUGUCUGCAGCAUUUAAGGAUCCCCAGGCACCUUGCAUUUCAUGCCACUGGAGCCUGACCUCGAUCUUGUCAUGGACCAUGUGGUGGCCUCUCAUGCAUCAGCCUCCUGCGUUAAACAAAGUCAAGCACAGGCGUUCUACAUUAAGGGAAUCCACCUAACAUUCCGGGUUCCAGUACGAGCUGAAAGUCAUCCAGCUGCAGCUCCAGUUCCUGAACACAGUGUCUAAAGAGCUGAAGCUCCAUACACUUUGUGCUGAUGUAGUUAUCGGGGAAAGUGGAGGUCCCUGAGAGUUCCCAUAUCUCACACAAAAAGCAUACCACUAAUCCUGGGCCCAUUGUCAUUGCAUUAGAUAUGUACUAAUAGACAACCAAAGAGGAAAAAAACCUUACUAGAAACUUACUUAGUACCUGUGCCUAUGCUUGUGCAAGUCUGUUCAUGCCCAAACCUGUUCAGUCAAUUCCUGAGCACUCUAACACUACACCACCAACAAUGGCUGCUCUGCUUACACCUCGCUUCUUUUUAUUGGCCUUUACUGAUGCCAAAUCCAUUGCAGGCUGCUGAAAACGAGAAUUAGCAAGGAAACUUGACACCAGGAGGAUAGUAAGCUAAAGAGUAAAUGCUUAAUCAGAGAUAGCAUUUAACAAAACUAUUAAGAAGCAGAGAUAGAGAAUUGGAGGGGGUAGGAAAAGAAAUCUCAUACUUAAGGAGGCAGCGAGGAUUAGGAAGAGAAUUCCAUAGCUUGAGCCUGGAUAACUGAGGCAUCAGUCACCAAUGAAAUCCAAAAAUGAAGGAACACAGAGGCCUUUGAGGGUUUUGAGGCUGGAAGAAUUUAUAGAGGAAUGAAUAAUCAAAUCAUGGUGCCAUUUGUGUACAACACACGUGUGCAGGUCAAAUUAUCGAUAAAUAAAGGAAGUUCAACCCAGUAUUGUAUUAACAUGGAAGCACAGUACAGCCCUUUGGCCUUACUCUGAGAUCAAUCCAACCCUUCCCUCCUACACACCCUCCAUUUUUCAAUCACCCAUGUGUUUAUCUAAGUUUCUUAAUUGCUCUUACUAUAUCUGCCUCUGCCAUCACCUCUGGCAGCAUGUUCCACACAUCUACCAUUCCGUGUAAAACAAAACUUACCUAAUAUCCUGUGUAAACUUUCCUCCAAUCACCUUAAAAUUAUGCCCCUUGUAUUAUCCAUUUCCACCCUGGGAAAAAAUCUCUGGCUGUUCACUUGAUCUAUUCCUCUUAUCAUCUCGAACACCAUUUUUUUGUUGGCCAGUUAUUUUUUAUUUGAAGAUACAGCACAGUAAAAGGCCCUUCUGGCCCAAUGAGCCUGUGCCACCCUGUAUAUCCAUGUGACUGACUGACCUAUUAAUCUGUAGAUCUUCAGAAUGUGGGAGGGAACUGGAGCGGUCGGAGGAAACCUACAGGGAGAACAUACAACUCCUUACAGACAGCAGCUUAAUUCAGCACAGGUCUCUGUACUGUAAUAGGAUUCUGCUAACUGCUAACUGCUGUUUAGAUUCCUAUCCUCAGAUAAACUAACACACCUUUUAAUAUUUGGCAUCAUGCAUUUGAGUAAAGUGCUAAGAGUUACCCUGACUGCCAGCAAACAGUAUUUCCAUUCCAACCACAAAAAAAUUAAAUUAUAACUUAAUAAGCAGCAGUUCUUUUAAUUAUUACUGUAGGCCGAUGGGCCUUGAAACACUUUGGAAAAUGAAUUGCACUUUGCAAUUGCAAUGAUAAUUAUGUGGGAAACGUGGGCACCGUUCCCACUAAAAGCAAAUGAGAUGAGCAGGCCAAUAUCUGUUUUUUGGUAGCAUUAACAGGAGGAGGAAUUUGGGCUGAGAUACUGCAGGAAAUCCUUGCACUUCUUUGAGCAGCAUAUUCAGAGAAGAUGCACCAAAGCAAAUAGUCUUCAUGUUCCAUUUUAAAUGAAGGACUUGGCCACGGAUUGUACUUUCUCCCAGUUAGUUCACUGACCAGCAAAUCAGGAUGUGUAGAGCUGAAUACUUGGGUUUUUAUAUCAGCAAUUGCUCUCUCCUGUGCCUCGUGCUUGCGAAUUUCUCCCUCACGUCUUUAAGAAACUGAGUGAGUCAGUAAAUAUUUGGAAUAUGAAAACAGGAAGUGCUGGGAAACCUCAGCAGGUCACAGAGCAUUGGUGGGAAAAUAAAUAAUGUUUCCUAAGUAAGAAAUGAAAUUAAGGCGCAGGGAGGGUAGGGUAGAGGUGGACAGGACAACGUGAAUAUAUUUAGGGUGAGGUUGGGUUGUCAUGUAUGCUGUGCAUAUGGAUCAAUCCAUUACACACUGCAUUGAAAUAGAACAAAGAGAAUCUGUACGGCAGGUAAACGAUGAAUUUCAAGAUCAAAAUGAAAUUGAUUGUAAGGCCAGGAGCCCAUCUUAUCACACCAGGAAGCAUUUACUAGCCUUAUUACAGUGGAGUAGAAGUUGACUUUGAACCUGGUGGGGGUUGCUUUCAGGAUUUUGAAUCUUCUUCCUGAUGGGAGAGUGGAGAAGAGAGAAUGUCCAGGGUGAGCGAGGUCUUUGAUUAUGCUCCCUUCUUUACUGAGGGAACAAGUGUAGACAGAGACCAUGGAGAGGACACUGUUUUCUAUGGGCAGGUAGAGGUAGCAUGAACACAAAACCCAAAAUCCAUCUAUUUAUCUAUUUACUUAUUGUGUUUGCACGGUUUAUCUUUUGCACUUUGGUCAUUUGUCUGUCUUGUUUAUGUGUAGUAUUUUCCAUUGGUUCUGUUGUAUUUCUUUGUUCUACUGUGAAUGCCUGCAAGAAAAUGAAUCUCAGGGUAAUAUGUGGUGAUAUAUUCACACUUUGCUAAUAAAUGCACUUUGAACUUUGAACUGCUUCUGUUCAUAUGAGGUUCCUGGUGGACCAACUUCUGCUGUCAUCACCAGCACAUGACAUAAGGCAGUCUCUAUGAUAAUGGGGCAUUGAUGAAUGUUGAUGAGCUAAAGGUAAUUGUUUAUGUUCUCAUCCUCCUUUUUGCUCCAAUGGAACAGAAAGUUUCCCAUAGACAUUCCUCCACAGGCAAUGAAUUUAUGAAAAUUAUUGAGUUGCCUUCUCGCCAUCUGAAACGCUAGGUUAUAAUCCAGCAAUCAUAUGCAGAGAUACGGCCAGGAGAUAGAUCUUCAGUGCUAAUCAUCAAUCAUCCGUUUAGACCAAACCUACAUUAACUCAUUUUCUUAAAUUCUUCCUACAUUGUCAUCAACUCUCCCAGAUUUUUCCACUCACCGUUAAGCCAGGGGAAAUUUACAGUGAUCAAUAAUCUAGUAGCCUGCACACCUUUGAGAUGUGGGAUAAAACUGAAAUAUCAUGAGGAAACAUACAGAGUCACAGGUAGCAUCGAAAGUCAGGCUUUCAGGCACCACGAGGAAUCAGUUGCAUUAGCUAGGGUGUUGUAUCGCUGUGGGUGUAAUCCUGUGUAUUUAAUAAGAAGAGGACAAUCAACCUGGGGGUGCCAGUUUGGUUGUAGGUCAAGCAGCAAAUCUUUCCCCCACUGGUGCCAAAAGCUGGGGCUUUUGUGCGGAGCUGUGACCUUUGCUGUCAACUCAUAAAAAAGGCAAAAGCACAUUGCUCAAGGUACAGGACCCAGUUAGCAAUGAAAGAAUUGGCAGUGUGUCAUUGGUCACCUCUUAAUCACCACUGUCACAUUUACUUAUUCAUUGUUUAGAGAUACAGCAUGGUAACAGAACCUUCCACUCCAUUAAGUCCAUGGUGCCAAGUUACACCCCUGUGACCAAUUAACAUACUAACCUGUACAUCUUUGGAAUGUGGGAGGAAACUGGAGCACUCAGAGGAAAUCCACAUGGUCACAGGGAGAACAUACGGACCUUACAGUCAGAAAAAGAAAUUGAACUAGGGUCACCGGUUCUGUAAAAAAGCUAGGUAAUGAUAGAGAGCUCAAAGAUUAUAAAGCUAGCAGGAAGAAGCUUAAGAAAGAAAUUAGGAGAGCCAGAAAGGGCCAUGAGAAGGCCUUGGCAAGCAGGAUUAAGGAAAACCCCAAGGCAUUCUACAAGUUUGUGAUGAGCAAGAGGAUAAGACGUGAGAGAAUAGGACCUAUCAAAUGUGACAGUGGAAAAGUGUGUAUGGAACCGGAGGAGAUAGCAGAUGUACUUAAUGAGUACUUUGCUUCAGUAAUCACUACAGAAAAGGAUCUUGGUGAUUGUAGGGAUGACUAACAGCAGACUGAAAACCUUGAGCAUGUAGUUAUUAAGAAAGAAGAUGUGCAGGAGCUUUUGGAAAGCACCAAGUUGGAUAAGUCACAGGGACCGGACGAGAUGUAACACAGGCUACUGUGGGAGGUGAGGGAGGAGAUUGCUGAGCCUCUGGCAAUGAUUUUGCAUCAUCAAUAGGGACAGGAGAGGUUCGGAGGAUUGGAGGGUUGCGGAUGUUGUUCCUUUAUUCAAAAAAGGGAGUAGAGAUAGCCCAGGAAAUUGUAGACCAGUGAGUCUUACUUCAGUGGUUGGUAAGUUGAUGGAGAAUAUACUAAGAGGCAGGAUUUAAGAACAUUUGGAGAGGCAUAAUAUGAUUAGGAAUAGUCAGCAUGGCUUUGUCAAGGGCAGGUCGUGCCUUACGAGCCUGAUUGAAUUUUUUGAGGAUGUGACUAAACACAUUGAUGCAGGAAGAGCAGUAGAUAUAGUGUAUAUAGAUUUCAGAAAGGCAUUUGACAAGGUACCCCAUGCAAGGCUUAUUGAUAAAGUAAGGAGACAUGGAAUCCAAGGGGAAAUUGCUUUGUCGAUCUAGAACUGGCUUGCCCACAGAACGCAAAGAGUAGUUGUAGACGGGUCAUAUUCUGCAUGGAGGUCGGUCACCAGUGGAGUGCCUCAGGGAUCAGUUCUGGAUUCCCUAAUUGUUGUGAUUUUUAUAAAUGACCUGGAUGAGGAAGUGGAGGGAUGGGUUAGAAAGUUUGCUGAUGACACAAAGGUUGGAGGUGUUGUGGAUAGUGUGGAGGUCUGUCAGAGGUUGUGGGACAUUGAUAGGAUGCAAAACUGGGCUGAGAAGUGGCAGAUGGAGUUCAACCCAGAUAAGUGUGAGGUGGUUCAUAUUGGUAGGUCAAAUAUGAUGGCAGAAUAUAGCAUUAAUGUUAAGUCUCUUGGCAGUGUGAACCAAAGGGAUCUUGGGGUCCGAGUCCAUAGGACACUUGAAGCUGCUGCGCAGGUUGACUCUGGUUAAGAAAGCAUGCAGUGCAUUAGCCUUCAUCAAUCAUGAGUCUAGGUUUAGGAGCUGAGAGGUAAUGUUUCAGCUAUAUAGGACCCUGGUCAGAUCCCAAUUGGAAUACUGUGCUCAGUUUUGGUCACUUCACUACAGGAAGGAUGUGGAAACUAUAGAAAAGGUACAGAAGAGAUUUACAAAGAUGUUGCCUGGAUUGGGGACUGUGGUGGAGGCGGAUAUGAUAGGAUCUUUUUAGAGAUUCCUGGACAGGUACAUGGAGCACAGAAAAUUAGUGGGCUAUGGGUAACCUUAGGUAAUUUCUCAGCUAAGGGCAUGUUCGGCACAGCUUAGUGAGCUGUAUUGCGCUGAAGGUUUUCUAUGUAUCUCCGUUUCCAUGUUAAUAGUGUUACUCUAACCACUACCUCCUGUGCUAACCCUGUUAAAAGAUUCUCUGGAAUUCCCUUUCCUGAUCCCAGUCUUUUCCCUGAACUGUGAGAAGAGAUCAUUAGUCAGCCAUUCAGCCCUAGGCUUGCAGCAAGCUCAUCUCAGGGGUUGAUAAGAUCAGGCCAUCCCAUUGGCUGGGAAGGCAGGAGUGGACACAAGGCGCACUGGAGAGUGCCACCCCCCUUUCUUCAUAUUUUCUGUCUUCUCCUUGUUAGCUUUUAUUACCACUGCUCUGUGGAGAGAAUUCUUCAAGUUCUGAGCCUUUUUCCUUUGGUCAGCGCAGCUGUUAGUUCAGUAAGCCCCAAAGGUUCCCUUCACACAGAUUUACACUCUGUGACUACUUUACUAGAUUCCUUCUGUACGUGGUCUUCUGUUUCUGUUGGUCGUCCUCUUCAAGGUUCGACAUGCUAUGCUUUCAGGGAAGGUUGAGAGAAUUGGGAAGCUUUUAAAAACUUACAGACAGCAACUAAAAUAAACAUUAGGGGGGAGAAGAUGAAAUAUGAAAGCAAGCUAGCAAACAAUAUCAAUGUGAAUAGUAAAAGCUUUUUUAAAUAGGUAGAAAAUAAAAGAGAGGUGGGAGUGGACAUAGGACCGCUGUAAAAUGAGUUUGGAGAAAUAAUAAUGGGGGACAAGAAGAUGGCUGAUGAAUUAAAUGAGUAUUUUGCAUCAGUCUUCACUGUGGAAGACAUUAGCAGUGUGCCAGAUGUUGAAGGGAGCGAGGGAAGUGGGUGCAGUUAUUAUUACAAGGGAGAAGGUGCUCAAAAAGCUGUAAGACCUAAGGGUACAUAAAUCACCUGGACCAGAUGAAUUGCACCCUAGGGUUCUGAAAGCGGUAGUGGUAGAGACUGUGGUGGCAUUAGUAAUGAUCUUUCAAAAAUCUUUGGACUCUGGCAUGGUAUCAGAGGACUGAAAAAUUGCAGAAGUCUCUCCAUCCCUUUAGAAAGGAGGAAGGCAGCAGAAAAAAAUACAUUAUAGACCAGUUAGCCUGACCUCAGUGGUUGGGAAGACGUUGGAAUCAAUUUUUAAGGAUGUUAUAGAGAAUUUGGUGACAUAGGACAAAAUAGGACAAAGUCAGUAUAGUUUCCUUAAGGGAAAAUUUUGCCUGACAGACCUGUUGGAAUGCUUUGAGGACAUUACAAGUAGGAUAGAUAAAAGGGAUGCAGUCAAUGUUGUAUAUUUGAACUUACAGAAGGCCUUUGACAAGUUGCCACACAUGAGUCUGCUUACCAAGUUAAGAGCACAUGUUAUUACAGGAAAGUAACUGGCAUAGUUAGAGCAUUUGCUGAUUGGUAGGAGGCAGUGAGUGGGAAUAAAAGGUUCCUUUUCUGGUUGGCUGCCAGUGUCUAGUGGUGUUCCGAAGGGAUCAGUGUUGGGACUGCUUCUUUUUAUGCUGUGUGUAAAUGAUUUAGAUGAUGGAAUAAAUGGCUUUGUUGCCAAGUUUGCAGAUGAUCCCAAGAUUGGUGGAGGGUCAGGUGGUGCUGAAGAACCUUGGACAGAUUAGGAGAAUGGACAAGGAAGUGGCAAAUAAAAUACAAUGUUGGAAAAUGCAUGGCCAUGCUCUUUGGUAGAAGAAAUAAAUGUGCGGACCAUCUUCUAAACAGGGAGAACAAUCCAAAAAUUUGAGAUGCAAAGGGGACUUGGGAGUCCUUGUGCAGAACAUCCUAAAGGUUAACUUGCAGGUUGAGUCGGUGGUGAGGAAGGCAAAUGCAAUGUUAGCAUUCACUUCAAAUGGUCUAGAAUACAAGAGCAGGGAUGUGAUGUUUGAGGCUUUAUGAGGCACUGGCGAGUAUUAUGAACAGUUUUCGGCUCCUCGUCUAAGAAAAUAUGUCGCUGGCAUUGGAGAGGGUAAAGAGGAGCUUCGCAAGGAUGAUUCUGGGAAUGAAAGAGUUAUCAUACAAGGAGCUCUGGGUCUAUACUUGCUGGAUUAGAAAGAUGAGGGGGUAUCCCAUUGAAACCUUUGAAAUGUUGAAAGGCCUUGACAAAGCAGAUGUGGAAAGGAUAUUUCCCAUGGUGGAGAGACUAGGACAAGAGGGCACAGCCUUAGGAUAGAGGAGUUUCCAUUUAAAACAGAGAUCUGGAGCAAUUUCUUUAGCCCAGAGGGUGGUGAAUUGUGUAAUUUAUUACCACAGGCAACUGUGGAGGCCAGGUUGUUGGGUGUAUUUAAGGCAGAGAUUGAUAGGUUCUUGAUUGGACACAGCAUCAAAGGUUACGGGGAGAAUGCCGGGUAGUGGGGCUGAGGAGGGGAAAAAAGGAUCAGCCAUGAUUGAAUGGCAGAGACUUGAUGGGCCAAAUGGCCGAACUCUGCUCCUAUGACUUAUGUCUUCUAGUCUAAAAUCUGCUUCAUCACCUACAACUGGAACUGCCGGAAGAAUUCCAUCAUUAACUAUAUUUUUGGCCGGGGAUAAUGACAGCCUGACAUGCAGCAACAGUUUAUUCUGUUGUCAGGAUGGGCUUGAUCAUACUUGCCCCUAUAUAUUAAAUGAAGGGCAUUUUUGUGUAUUUGUUUUACUGUUAAGAGCAGGAUUAAGCUCCUUCACAUGGGUUCACAUUGAUCUUCCUUUAGUUUACAAUGGGUUUUGUUAUGUGUGCAAGGAACAAGAACGAUAGUGGAGCAGUAAGAUUCAGCGUUUUUACCAUGUUAGUAACAGUACACACUGGGCAACAUACAGCGAGGGAGCAACGAACCUGAAUAGCUGAGAUGAAAAUACGCUCUCGAAAGCCCACGCCAAAAGUGAGGGUCUCCUUUGUGUAGGAGGCUCAAUUGAUUCACCAUACAAUUAAUCAGCUGCAUGCAAACUUGCUACGGUUCAGUUUUGCACCUGAAUUUCAGCAGAGUAUUUGGAUUACAGUACAAGCAAAAUGCUGAAACCCUGCUUUGGAAAGUGAUUCACAAAAUUUACAUUAUAUUUCAAUGUAUCUCAAAUGGCAGUGAGUUCUGAUGAAUGCUGAUGUGCAAAUUUGUUUGUGUGAGUUGUGGAGCAUCUUUCUUGGUACUACAAUUAAUGAGAUGAGCUAGUAGAUUGUAAACCUUCUCCGUGACAUGCUGUACACCAUAGAUACUAGCUCUUGACAUGGCAAUCUGAAUUAGCUUUGAUUCUGCUUGUAAUCUUUGCAAAAACAGCAGCCUGAUUUAGCCUGGCUCUGCUGAUGUCUUCAUUGGCAAGGGGGGAUUUGUUGCUACAUUUCCAGCUAUUGGGUAGAAAUUAAUCUACACCUCUGAAACAAACUGCAUUGUGUUGCUGAAAAUCACAUUAGCCUGGGUUAGAGCGAUUUUUCUCACACUUCUGGUGCCCCAGUGCUUGUCACCAAGCUCUUCUUCUUUCUUUUGCUCAUUUG